Messenger RNA from Penicillium angulare, 2016 nucleotides. RefSeq names its product C6 transcription factor. Gene Ontology annotation, molecular function: zinc ion binding; DNA-binding transcription factor activity, RNA polymerase II-specific; RNA polymerase II cis-regulatory region sequence-specific DNA binding. Gene Ontology annotation, cellular component: nucleus. Lineage: Eukaryota; Fungi; Ascomycota; Eurotiomycetes; Eurotiales; Aspergillaceae. The transcript is spliced from 5 exons. Bases 1 to 2016 code for a protein of 671 amino acids. The record is from RefSeq and is a predicted model, not a curated record. Gene Ontology annotation, biological process: positive regulation of transcription from RNA polymerase II promoter by galactose; DNA-templated transcription.
AUGUCUUCGGAAGCAUUGCAAGCCAUGGAGAGUGGAAGUGCACUGCCUGAGAAGCGAAAACGUGCCAAGUACAUCGCUAAGGCAUGUAACGAGUGCAAGCGCCGCAAGAUCAAAUGCAGUGAUCAGCAGCCAUGUCAGCGUUGUUGGCGUCAGGGACUGGUUUGCGAAUACGCCGCGGACGACAGUGGCUCGGAUAGCCAGCUGCUCCGCCAAGUACAGUCUCUACAGUCCCAAAUCGAUGGCCUGACAGCAGCAAGGCCACCCUCGAGAUCGACGCGUUUACAACAGGGCUCAUCCGCUGGACUGAUGUCCAUCGUCGAUUGCGACAGGGCAGCGUCGUCAUCCCAGAGUCUCUCCUUUCAUGGGCCAACCACGUCAUCGUUCGAUUUCAAUAUUGCCCGCCGGAGCUUGCGGAAUAGAGGAAUUACUGAACCAAACAAGGCAGGUGAUAUCACACAAGAGCCGACGCCCGUCCCAUCGCCUUCACUCUCACUACAUCGGGACGAAUGUCUACCAUCUAUUGAGCCCUUGUGGGCCAUCAGCAGGGAAGAAGCGCUUCGAUUAUGCAACGUCUAUGAAGAAGAGAUGGGUAUUAUGUAUCCUGUCCUGGAGCUAGGCUCCACCAUCAGCCAGGUCAAUACCCUCUAUAGCCAUCUCGGAUCUCUAUCAGCUUCUAGAGCAUCGCCAUCGAAUGUACAUGCUCUAACAGAUGAUGACAUCAACAUACUCAAACUUGUGCUUGCAUGUGCCUUAACAGCGGAGGAGAAUGGUCACAGCGAGCUAGGCAUGAGGCUCUUCAGAAGCGUGAGAGAUGCUGUGACUGACGUCGUGUGGAGGCAACCGGAUAUCGAGAGGGCGAUCCUCCUAACACUUGUGAUAGAUGAGGAAACUCUUGCGUGGAGAACGGUGGGAACGGUCCAGCGCAUGUGCUUAGAAAUGGGUCUGCAUCGAGCUGAGACAUUCUCUCAACCUGCCAUCAUCGACAUCGGACAUGAGAAGGUUAUCAAGUUGUUUUGGUCCGUCUAUACGCUCGACGUAAGAUGGAGCUUGGGCACAGGAAUGCCGAGUCAUCUUGAGUUUAGCGACAUUGACCCAUCACUUCCCAGGCCGACAGGUGUGCCCUAUCUCAACUCCAUGAUUGGCUACUGCAGAAUUUCAGAGAAGGUUUGGAAAUUCGUUACCAACUCCACUAGCGAACACAAGGCCCGAACGGAGGAGAUGUCCUAUCUUGACUGGCAGGUCAUGCAGUGGUACAAAUCGGUACCCGACCAGCUAAAGCUACCACACCCAGAGGCAAUUGCUAAGUCACCCUUGAACUACCCGAACCGGGGUACCUGGCGCCUCAAAGCUCUGCUAUAUCUCCGUGCCAACCUUAUGAGGAUACUGAUUCACCGACCUAUCCUUCUUAGCCCAGUGCACAUUUCACAGAACCCUACUGAAGCUUCGAUGGUGGUAGAUAUUGCCAAAGAAAACAUCCGACUUAUCACUCAUUUGAAUCAAUGGUCCGAUAUCUACAAAUUGCAGCAAGUGGCCUUCAACUGGUUUCUAAUCUCGGCCCUAGCCGUGCUCUUCCUUGCCGUUGCCCAUGCCCCUGCUCAGUUUAGCAGUAGUUGCAAGGAUGAGUUUUAUAUGGUAUUGGAGCUUAUUGAGGGGUUCUCGAUGAAAUCCUACGUCUCACAGCGGUUAUGGAAGUCAAUAAAAGGCCUAAGGAAGCUCGCUCCGCAGAUGGGGCUCUGGAACCAGCCUGCUUCACAAGAGCCUUUUCCCAGUGGUCAAGACGGUGAAGAACGUGUUAUCGCGCAGGGCGCGAGUUCUGCCCCCGUCAUGCUUGAUGAAUUUCAAGUAAAUGGAAUGCAGAUGAGCCGAGAGCUUAUGGACUGGUAUGAAGCAAUGGGAGAGCCAGUCAUUUCAGCCGCAGGGCAGAACUCGUUCCAUGUUCAACAGUGGCAGUCGGCCGACAAUUUUAUGUUUGGGAAUGGUACCGAACUUGCUUCAGUAUUUAAAGACUGUUUUUAG